AUGAAGUAUCGUUCUAUGAACCCACUGCUGCUGUUCUGCCCCUGGAUUGUCCAAGGUGCACUUGACGGUAGUCGUUAUCUAUGGUACACUCAGCCCGGACGGUACCCAGUUUUUGAAGACGGCCUGCCAAUCGGCAAUGGACGCAUCGGAGCCGCAAUCUACGGAGGUCUCUCAGAAGUCAUCGGCAUCAAUGAGAAUUCUAUAUGGACCGGCCCGUUCCAGGAUCGCAUCGCGGAUGACCCCCAGGCCGCUGAAAAGGUCGUUCGCGAAAUGCUGGUGGCCGGAAAUCUGAGCGAUGCACACAACUACACGAUGCAGGCAAUGAUUCCAACUAACAAUUCUCCACGAGCAUUCAGCUACUUUGGAAACAUUGACAUUGAUUUCGGUCACACCGACCAAGACGUGGCCGACUACAUUCGUUGGCUGGACACGAAAGAGGGUACCACUGGCGUAUCUUACACUUAUCAGGGCGUCAAUCAUAGUCGUGAAUAUGUCGCAAGUUUCCCACAGGGCGUUUUGGUGGCACGUUUCAGCACAACCACUCCUGGCGCACUGAACAUGAACGUUUCCAUGAGUCGAAUCAGCAACAUUCUGUCAAAUGUUGCACAGAUAGCCCUGAACAACAACACUAUUACCCUUGUUGGAUCCAGUGGCCAACAAGAGUCCCAGAGUCCGAUACUUUGGACGGGACAGGCGCGUUUUGUAUCGGAAGAUGGUACAUUCUCUACAUCAGGGGCUUCGCUUAUCAUCCAGAAUGCGACUUCAGUGGACAUGUAUUUCGAUACGGAGACGAAUUUCCGAUACCCAAGUCAGAGUGAUUGGGAGGCCGAAAUGAGGCGGAAAAUCGAUGCUGCAUAUGACUUGGGCUAUGAUGCUGUCAAGGCAUCGGCCAUUGCAGAUAGCAGCGAGCUGCUCGGUCGCGUGACACUGGACCUUGGCGAAUCACCAAAUGACUGGGCAGAUCUUCCUACAGACGAGCGUAUCACUAUUGCCAGAAAUACUUCGGCCGACCUCCAGCUGAGCACACUGGUCUUCAAUUUUGGCCGUCACCUCCUCGUAGCUUCUUCACGCAACACGGGCAACGGCACGUCUCUGCCGGCGAACCUGCAAGGCAUAUGGAAUAACUCAACGUCGGCGCCGUGGGGUGGUAAAUAUACCAUCAACAUCAACAUUCCAAUGAACUACUGGCCCGCCGGACCGACAAACUUGCUCGAGACGGAGGAGCCCUUGUUCGACUUGAUGAAGGUAGCACAGGGGCGGGGACAGUCCAUGGCCGAUCGCAUAUAUGGUUGUCCGGGCACAGUUUUCCACCACAACCUUGAUCUCUGGGGAGAUCCCGCCCCGACGGACAAUUACACAUCCUCGACCAUGUGGCCCAUGGGUGCUGCGUGGUUGGCAUGGCACAUGAUUGACCAUUAUCGCUUUGCGAGCGACGCCGAUUUCUUGCGAGACGUGGCGUACCCGUUCCUUGCAGACGUUGCCGCAUUUUACGAGUGCUACACUUUCGAGUUCGAGGGCCAUAAUGUUACCGGUCCCUCUCUGUCCCCAGAGAACACCUACAUUGUGCCCGAGAACUACACCAUAGUCGGCGCGAGGCCCGCGAUAGACAUUGGUCCUUCGAUGGACGAUCAACUCAUGCAUGAGGCCUUUCGUGGCUUGAUUGAGGCAGCAGAGGUCCUGGGACUCGACGACGCCAACGUGACGGCAGCACAAGAGUUUCUUCCGUCGAUUCGUCUCCCCCAAAUUGGAUCGCUCGGCCAGAUCCUCGAGUGGCGCAAUGAAUGGCCCGAGUCAGCACCCGGUCAAAAGCAUUUGUCACCCCUUUGGGCACUGAUGCCGGGCCGCCAGUUUAGCCCGCUCGUCAACGAGACUUUGGGCGAAGCGGCCGGGGUUCUUCUUGAUCGUCGAGUAUCUCAUGGCGCAGGGAGCACUGGCUGGUCUCGAACGUGGCUGAUCAAUACCUAUGCACGUCUUUACCGCGGCGACGAUGCCUGGAACCAAUUAACAGAGUGGUUCGCUGUCUUUCCCACGCCAUACAAUUUGUACAAUACCAACCAAGGUCCCACCGGCCCUUAUCAAUUCCAGAUUGACGGCAACUUUGGGUUCGUUAGUGGCGUCACCGAGAUGUUGCUCCAGAGUCAUGCCGGGUUUGUACACUUGCUCCCGGCACUGCCCUCUGCUGUACCUACUGGUUCUGUCACUGGACUACUGGCACGAGGCAGCUUCGAAGUGGAUAUUGCGUGGAAGGAUGGAGUAUUGGCGGCGGCAAAUAUCACAUCGCUAGCAGGCAAUGAGCUGUCACUUCGAUAUGCAAAUGGUUCUGCGAUCCUCGUGGAUGGGUCACCAUACAGUGGUUCGAUACAGACAAGCGUUAGCCAAAUAUUGGUUGUCAGUCUGGCAUGA
Molecule: messenger RNA, 2403 nt
Organism: Pestalotiopsis fici W106-1
Lineage: Eukaryota; Fungi; Ascomycota; Sordariomycetes; Amphisphaeriales; Sporocadaceae
Exons: 3
Coding region: 1-2403 (800 amino acids)
Biological process (GO): carbohydrate metabolic process
Molecular function (GO): alpha-L-fucosidase activity
Source: RefSeq, a predicted model, not a curated record